CAGUAAACUUACGCUAGAACAAGGACAGUUUAAUAUUGAUGAUGGAAUCAAGUCAUUAUUUUCUACUCUAUUCUUGCUAACAAAGAAGUCUAUUCAGCUUGAAAUACCGUGAUCAUGAAUAGGAGUUUGUAAUAUGCAAGUACCGGUUUUCAAUUAACAUACGCUCUUUGAGCUGACGUCAGCCAAUAAGAUCCCUGCUCUUCAGUAAACGGAAGUAAACAGUGACCAAGAACAAGUUCCCCGUUAACGUUUUUAUUGUUAUUUAGAUGUUUCUUAAACACUGGUAUUCAAAAUGAUUCAUUUAACUGCACAGUAGCUUACUUAGUGUUUCAUUCGCUUUAGAGACGACUCGAUAGGUGUUCUGGUAACGCUAGUUAGCUGCUAACAAUGGCUAACUGUUUGGUUUUUCACACUCAAAUAGCCUCCAUCAUGGAGGUGUUAGCGAAUACAGCCGUGGCAGAGAUCUGUAAACUCGUAGACGACGACUAUGCAGUGUUUCGUUUGGAAAUAACUCAAAGCCGGGAAGAGAACAGGACAUUGCGCAGGAAACUACAGCUACUAGAACUGAAGGUGUCACGGGAGCGCGUCUUUGCCAGUCGUCCCAGUAGUGUCAAGAUCGUCGACCGAUGCAGAGGAAUGGAAAGAGGUGAAGGACAUCUCACUGGAGGCCACGGGAGCUUUGUGAAGCCAGUGGGACAGAAUGCUUGGAGAGAUGACCAAACAGUCACUGUUGGUGAGGGGAGUGGAACCUCAACCCAGCACGUUAUCAUGAUAGAGUCUGCAGAGACUGCAGGUCCUGGAGGAUCAUCUCUGGUGAAGCAGGAGAGGUCUGAAGGAGAGGAAGACAGAUGGCACAGCAGAGACAUCCAGACUGGAGUAGCAGCUGGAACACCCCCUGUAGCCACGGAUGACCCCACCAUUGCCCCAGCGCCGCCCUGGACCCGAAGCAGUGGAACGCUGAACGCCGUCCUCAAGUCAGAGACGGACAUCAAGACUUUAAUUGUAACACAAAGGCUCUUGCACACAGGAUCUGACCACAGAUCAGACCCAGAGAGACUGGGGCCACUGGGUUGUCCUACUGCUCCCGGCUCAGAGUAUUUACCGGUAUUUCAACAUAGCCAAAGGAUGGUUCAUUCCCAUGGAGAUGGUGACACAUUAGCCACUGGCGGUGAUGAUCUGUCUUGUUCUUACGCUACAGAGAUGGCCCCUGGCAACAUGCCCUUGGGUUUAGAGACACCAACUGAUCUGUCUAGAGGGAAAUGGAACCGGUACAGUAGUAGUGUAUACUCUGAAGGGUGCCUAGAUAAGAAAGGGGAGGGUCUGGUCAUAGAUGAAGUGACUGUGAAAGUGGAGGGAGAUGUUUCUCCCACAUGGAAUUCAGAUAAUCACCUGGGAGAUGGACACUCACAAGACAGAGAUUUCUUAAAUUACAGGGAAAGGUUAGAGACAAAUCCAGAUGCCUCGACCCACUCCCCUUUACACGGGUUCAGGGAUUGCGUCCGAGUGUCCACGUCAAUAGGGCCUUCCGAUUCACACGGCCGCUUCCUUUUCGACAGGACUAGACCCCAGGCUCAGGGAGGGAGAGAAACAUCAGGCAGUGGUAAGGGAAACCGGUUCCUCUGCAUGUUCUGUAACAAAGGCUUCAGCUGCCCCCAGAAGGUGGAGAUCCACCAGAGGUUCCACACGGGGGAGAAACCCUUUAGUUGUACUCAGUGUCACAUGCACUUUGCCCAGGCUGGUGACCUGAAGAGGCACCAGAGGAUCCACUCAGGGGAGAAACCCUACAGCUGUACCCAGUGUGAGAAGAGGUUCUCCCGCCAGGACCACCUGAAGAUGCACCUGAAGGUCCACACGGGAGAGAGGCCGUUCGCCUGUACGCACUGCGGGAAAAGGUUCUCAGAGAGAAGCUACCUCCGUAUACACCAGCAGAAAAACCAUUCCACUCUAUAACAUAGAAAGUAACCAUUCCACUCGAUGGCUUCUGACAUUUUAAAUCAAACCCUGCAUUAAAUACAAAGAUUAAUUUUCAUACUUGUCUGCAGAAAAGAGUGUACAAAACAUUAGGAACACCUGCUCUUUCCAUGACAUAGACUGACCAGGUGAAAACUAGGAUACCUUAUUGAUGUCACUUGCUAAAUCCACUUCAAUCAGUGUAGAAGGGUUUUUAAGUCUUGAGACAAUUGAGACAUGGAUUGUGUAUGUGUGCCAUUCAGAGAGGGAAUGGGCAAAACAAAUGAUUUAUUUCCUUUAAACAGAGUAUGCUAGUAGGUGCCAGACUAACUUUUUUCACGCUCAACAGUUUCCCAUGUGUAUCUAGAGUGAUCCACCACCCAAAGGACAUCUAGCCAACUUAGGCCAGCAUCCCUGUGGAACGAUUUUGACACCUUGUAGAGUCCAUGCCCCGAUGAAUUGAGGCUGUUCUGAGGGCAAAGGGGAGUGCAACUCAAUAGUAGGAAGGUGUUCCUAAUGUUUUUGGAACUCACUGUAUGUUAAUGUAAUUAUUUGUCAACAGUUACAUCACACCUGAUUUAAUUCAAAUUAGUUUGUCAAUGACAUGUUUGUUCUACAUUGUAUACAGUGAGCUCCAAAAAUAUUGAGACAGUGACACAUUUUGUGUUGUUCUGACUCUGUACUCCAGCACUUUGGAUUUGAAAUGAUGUAAUGUCUGAGGUUAAAGUGCAGACUAUCAGAUUUAAUUUGAGGGUAUUUUCAUCCAUAUCGGGUGAACCGUUUAGAAAUUACAGCACUUUUAAAAUAUUUUUUUAUACAUAGUCCCCCCAUUUUAGGGUACCAAAGUAUUGGGCAAAUUCACUUACGUGUAUUAAAGUAGUCAAAGGUUUAGUAUUUGUUCCCAUAUUCCUAGCGUGAAAUGAUUACAUCAAGCUUGUGACUCUACAAACUUUUUGGAUGUUUGGGUUGUCUUUCAGUUUAUUUUCUGCCCAAUAGAAAUGAUUGGUAAAUUCAUUUUAAUUAGAUCAGAUAGGUAUGUUGGAACUGUUGCCAUAAAAUUACAUUAAUAUAUUUUGCUAAAAAUAUGAGCGAAAGGUGAUUCCCCAAGCAAGUCUUGAACCCAGGCCACAAGCACCAAUGACGAAUACCCUAACCACAGUCCCAACAAGGGAUAUCACUAGAACAUGUGCUUAUUGGGCCAGUAUUGUUACGCACUGUCCUGUCUCGAAGAAACCCUACCCCCUCCUCUCUCAGCACUUGUGAAGAGCUGAAAAAACUUGAUAGGUGUAAGGCUGUAAGCAAAAGGGUGAAUGCACUUUGAAGUAAAUCUCAGCUCUGUUAAAGUACACUCAAGAAAAACAAAUUGAUAAUAGCGAUUCUUCAGUAUCUUUAAAUCAGGUUAACAUGCCCCACCAACAUUAGACAACUAUACUGAAAGCCCUUAUAUUGCUGAAAUAAAUACAUCUAGUCUGACUAACUGCUACAUGACACGGACAUUGUGGCGUUGCAGGAAGAUCGACGUACCGGGAACCAAGAGGUUGUGAGUUCAAAUUCCACGUGAGGACUGUUUUUAUUAUUAUUCAUGUAUAACGGAACAUGCAUAGUAUAAUCAUGUACGUCAAAGUGUGUCUAAAAUAUGUAAGUAUCCCUGAACAGUCAUCGAGCUAUGAAUGGUUAAAAAGGUUAUAAGAAGGUUUUUGCUGACAUAAAUAGAAUGUUCCCCUAGCAGAAAACUGGACACUCAAACAUUAGGGGCACAUUGCAGGUAAGAUUUUAAAAAAUGUCUCUCUCUCCCUAGAAUUGUUAGCUGGGUAUGGCCUUGUAAUUUGUAUCACCUCUCUCUUCCAGGAGGGUGCUGCUGGUGAAGGAGGAGGGGUGUGAGGAGGGUCUAGGGAACCCUGAGGGACCAUGGUCAUGGAGGACAACCAGACUGCACCUGUAGAUGAACCAGCUGAGCAGCACAGGACUUCACACAGUCUCACAAGCCCAUAGUAAACUACUGUCUGAAUAUUAUUAGGUCAGGGCCCGUAUCCCAUAGUCAACCCAUAGUGGGUUGACCGAUCAUAGGACAGAUGGGGACCUGAUCCUAGAUCAGCAUUCUUUACUCUGAGACGCUUUGUGGAUACAGGCCCAGGUCUUGAUUAAUUUAGUCUUAAAGGGCCCCGCCAGAGGAAAAUGCUGCCCCUAUUUCAAUGUAAUUCCUGUUCAUUUAGGUUCCACCUCUGAAGAAUGACACAGUGGUGCUUUCCAGACUGAGUGGAGAAACAACAACAAAUAGGCUACUGACAGCUGUCAGUGUAUAACAAAAAAAAUACCUGACCAAAAUAUAAAUGGUAUAAUUGUGUGAUCUGUCAUUUGUGACUGAGACUUGUAAACGUGUGCUUUAUACAAUGUACAUUUUGUUGAUUGCUAGGCAUACAAUUAAGAGUAUUUAUUGAUCCAUUUGAAACUAUGUCUAGUUGUGGCCACAACUGGACUAGAUUGUGAACUACUCUUGGCAGAACGCAUUGCUUGACUACCAUGAGGGUGAUAAGCACAUUUGUUCGUAAACUGCAGCCACCCAAAUAAUUCAUUCUCGAGUUUGAGUUUGUUGAGCAUAGGCUGUGUAUGUUUUGGUUCUACAAAGCCGUGUCCAUCAUAACAUUCAAUAAUCAAUUAA
This is a messenger RNA of Oncorhynchus nerka (sockeye salmon), 4609 nucleotides long. Its product is annotated as oocyte zinc finger protein XlCOF7.1-like. Gene Ontology annotation, biological process: regulation of transcription by RNA polymerase II. The transcript has 3 exons. Gene Ontology annotation, molecular function: RNA polymerase II cis-regulatory region sequence-specific DNA binding; DNA-binding transcription factor activity. NCBI's taxonomy places the organism in Eukaryota, Metazoa, Chordata, Actinopteri, Salmoniformes, Salmonidae. The record is from RefSeq and is a predicted model, not a curated record. Bases 388 to 1950 code for a protein of 520 amino acids.